ACCCCCCAACGAAACCCAGAGAGCGAUUUCUUCAAAUCUUUGGCAACUUCUCGUGAUUCUGAUAUCAACAACUUUUAACAUCUUUUGGUGCAGCGAUGGAUGGAGAUGAGAGAGAUUCGGAGAGGCAAAGGAGGGCGACACCUCCUGCUUUGACGUUAGAGGAGGAAACUGAAAGAAUCAGAAUGUAUCAAUCUCAGCCAGAUCUAGUGAAGUACACGGUUUCUACCGUACCAGCAAGAAAAAUUCAGAUUGGCAAUUGGCAGAGAACCACAGAUAAUGAUAACGAGAUACUUGCCAAGUUUUUCUUUAGAAUUGAAUCAAUCGCGUGGGAGAUAGUCGACGACAAUGAGACUAAGAGAAUAGAGAUGUUUUGGAAUAACAUAUCGUCGCUUAGAAUGAUAUCUUUUGAAGGGAAUAGCAUUCUCAAAGUCGAGUUGGAAGCUCCACCAGAGUUCUUUACUGAAAUCGAUCCCCAACCGAGAAGGCAUCGACAGUGGAUGAAGAUCCCGGAUUUUACAAAUGGUGAAGCCGAAAGAUGCAGGAUACAUACUGUUACAUUUCCAGAAGGGGUUCUUGAGAGCCACUAUGACAAGCUUACUCAUAUCGAUGACUUGCUGUUUCACAAGAGUCGGGGGCCUUUUCCUGUACACAAUUAUCCCUUCUUCAGUCAACCGCAUCAAGCUUCUACUUCUUCAUAUGCUAACGGAGGAUGGUUUCCCCCUGGAAGAAGAUUUUAGCUUAAGAUUUUGCAGGAUUGAAAGGUUGGUUAAAGCAUGCUUACUGCACUGAGGCAUGAGUUGGUCCAAGAUUGGAUUAGAUUGAAGAACUUAGCAUGAUUUUAGUUUUAAGUAAUGAAGAAAGUACCCUCAGAAAUCAAGGUUUCGCUGGCGACCUCAUCUCCAUUGAGGACAAAUUUUGCAGCAUUGAUGACAUUUUAAAAGGGCUUUAGAUGACACUGGUUAAUGUUGUCCAAAAAGUAUCUUGACUUCUGUAUUUGGAUUUUCUGUACUUGAAUUCACAGAAGGAAUUUUUCUGGGCUUUAAAUUUCCGAAACAUUUUAACUUCUUUCACUGAAUUCUGAUCA
Molecule: messenger RNA, 1084 nt
Organism: Asparagus officinalis (garden asparagus)
Lineage: Eukaryota; Viridiplantae; Streptophyta; Magnoliopsida; Asparagales; Asparagaceae
Exons: 6
Coding region: 96-737 (213 amino acids)
Source: RefSeq, a predicted model, not a curated record